Beta vulgaris subsp. vulgaris (sugar beet) is the source of this 894-nucleotide messenger RNA. RefSeq names its product peptidyl-prolyl cis-trans isomerase CYP22. Bases 88 to 678 code for a protein of 196 amino acids. Gene Ontology annotation, biological process: protein peptidyl-prolyl isomerization; protein folding. The record is from RefSeq and is a predicted model, not a curated record. The transcript is spliced from 7 exons. Gene Ontology annotation, cellular component: intracellular membrane-bounded organelle. Gene Ontology annotation, molecular function: peptidyl-prolyl cis-trans isomerase activity. NCBI's taxonomy places the organism in Eukaryota, Viridiplantae, Streptophyta, Magnoliopsida, Caryophyllales, Amaranthaceae.
AGAUUCUCAUUAUUUCUUAUUCCCCAACGCAAGCGAGGAAAGUAGUAGUAGAAAAAAAGAAAUCAAGGAGUAAGAACUUAGAAGAAAAUGGCAGCGACGACAGGAGCAGCAGCAGUGAUGAAUUCAACAACAGUUGUAGAAUGGCAUCAAAGACCUCCCAACCCGAAAAACCCAAUUGUUUUCUUUGAUAUCACUAUCGGUUCCAUUCCUGCUGGCCGCAUUAAGAUGGAGCUCUUUGCUGAUAUUGCCCCCAAAACUGCCGAUAAUUUCAGGCAGUUCUGUACAGGGGAAUUCAGGAAAAAUGGAUUGCCCGUUGGUUACAAGGGAUGUCAGUUUCACAGAGUGAUCAAAGAUUUUAUGAUUCAAGCUGGUGAUUUUCUGAAGGGUGACGGCAGUGGAUGUGUUUCGGUUUAUGGGACAAAGUUUGAGGAUGAAAAUUUUAUUGCAAAACACACUGGUCCUGGUUUGUUAUCAAUGGCAAAUAGUGGACCAAAUACUAAUGGGUGCCAGUUCUUUAUUACCUGUGCAAAAUGUGAUUGGCUUGACAAUAAGCAUGUUGUUUUUGGGAGAGUGCUAGGAGAUGGUCUUUUGGUUGUCAGGAAAAUUGAGAACGUUGCAGUUGGACCAAACAAUCACCCGAAACUUCCGUGUGCUAUCGCUGAAUGUGGGGAAAUGUAGAAUAUAAUUGUUUUGUUCUAUGUUACUCAGACACGUAUUGAGUGUCUACUCAGAUACGGGUGUCCAAAUGUCCAACUCGGCUAUUUUGUAGAAAAAAGUCAAGGAUUUUAGUUUAAAAUGAAGUAUCCAAGUAAAGUAUCGUGCCGGACAUGACAUGACACGACACCCCAUUUUUAAGGUAAAUGAAGGUGUCGGAGUAACACUGGUUUUGUUGCC